CUCCGCACAGCCCAGCGUUGCCGAGCAACCGUUUGUGUUUACUGUGUGUUGCUGUGGAAGGACUUUGCCGAGAGACGGGAGACAUGUACAAGCUAGAUCUGCCCGUGGAUCUGAAGGAAGCCGCCGUGCUGCAGAGGAGAAGGGAUGCCGAGCAGCAGAGGCAGAGCCGAGUCUUCGAUGCCAGAGUCCGGACCGUCGGGGUUGAUAAGGAUGCUUUGGACCACCAAAUACAGGAUAGGAAAACCAGGAAGGAGACAGACAACAAAAGACAAGAGGCAUUUGAUGCACAGAUGGUGCAGAAUGACAAGAUCACCUGCUUAUUAGAUGACCGUCAAAAGGAAGACAUCCAAAAUCUAAACAAAGCCAUCAACGAUUUUAGACUCUGCUUACAGCAAAAAGAGGACCGCAGGGAGUUUGACUUAUAUGAUCCACAGGCCUUAAAGAAAGAUCUGCCCGCGCGGGUGUCUGAUGAUGAUCCUCGCUGCACUGUUUCUGGGGUACAGAAGCUUCUGGGAGAGGAUUUAACAGAAAAUAACAGAAGGAAAGCACAGCAAGAGCAGCUUAGGGAAUGGUCUCUCCAGCAACAGUGGGAGCAACAAAAAGCAUUAGAAGACAAGAGGCUUGCUGAUGGUCUCUAUGACAAACACAGGAUUGAGCUGGACAAGAAGGCAAUGGAAUUACAAAGAAUGGAAGAAAAAGCCAAACGUGAUGUCUGUACUUUCACAAAGGAAUUCAACAAAGCCCAGGCAGAAGAAUCAUUAGCAAGAAGAAAGUUCAAGAAGCAACAGGAAGAAGAGGACAAUUCUGUAGAAAUCUCCAACCUUGUGGAAGGAGACCUCCUUUCUGAGAACCCUGCCCAAGCAAUAAGUGCUUUUGGCCCGCACCGCAUAGUUACUGAUCGCUGGAAAGGAAUGAGACCAGAACAACUGGAGGAAGUUAUUAAUGUCCAGCAGCAACAAAUACAGGAAAAGAUGAGACUGAAGGAAGAAGAGAGACAAAGGCAGGCAGAGUGGGACCGCAGGAGGGUACAAGAAGCCAGAGCCAUGGUGCUACUUGAAAGACAACAAAAACGUCAGGAGAAGGAACUGCGCAAAGAACAGGAUCACAUCAACCUGCAGUUGGUACAGGCCCACGAAGCCCAGAAAAAUUACUUGAACAAAGAGGUCUUCACUAACCCGCCAACAGAUGCUUAUUUCCACCAAUUUAAUACAACUAGCCGAUGAUGGUGGAAUUAAUUAAUGUUUAUAAUAACAGGUGGAAUUUUCAUUGAACACUGUCAGUUUUAUGGAACAAUAUAACUGCUGCUGUGAGAUCUGUCUUGUAACUUCAAAUGAACAAUUGUGGCAUCCUAAAGAUGUGUGCUUGCUGUGGCUCCUAUACAUACAGUUUUGUGCUAAGCAUCUGUUUUUCUCAUAUCUCUUUUAUAUAUAUAUAAACCAACUACUGCAGAUAUCUCAA
Rana temporaria (common frog) is the source of this 1458-nucleotide messenger RNA. RefSeq names its product RIB43A domain with coiled-coils 2 (gene RIBC2). Lineage: Eukaryota; Metazoa; Chordata; Amphibia; Anura; Ranidae. The transcript is spliced from 7 exons. Bases 84 to 1223 code for a protein of 379 amino acids. The record is from RefSeq and is a predicted model, not a curated record.